AGUCAAAACGUUAUCAGAAGUAACCCACUAAGAGUAUUCUUCAUAUUUAUCCAGGAUGAACAGAGUCUCUAUUGUCUCCACUACUGCCGCUCGAGUUAUCAUCGCUGGCUUUGUUGCAGCGGUCUGCUUCCAUGAAACUGUGGUUCCUCACACCCGCCGCGUCCUGCAGAAGGCAAAGGAGGGUUCCCCAGGUCUCGCCAUAUUCACAAUAUGCAUUUCUACCUUAGCACUUCUCCGCGCAUCCGAUGAAGUGGCUUGCAAAGUUCUGGGGCUUGCAGAAACCUGUCCGCCGACUAGCGAAGAGCAUUCCUUGGUGACCGCUGUUGAAGAUCCUCGCUCUCCUGAUUUCUCGCACGACGACUCUAACGAUUUCAAAACCCCUUUGUCGUCGCCAUCCGUCUCACCUCCAUCUCCUAAGAACAGCUCGGACAGUAUCGUGACCCUCGCUACCGCCUCAACUGUCUCCAAGCUUGGCAAUGUUUUCAGAGAUAUGACGCCCAGUCCACCGGCGGGCAACACCGAUGAUAACGACGCCGACUUGGCGAUACGCCAGUGGGCAUUACAGACAGUGCCAGAGUUCGGUACCCCCAUAGCUUACGCUCACGCUCCUGAAAGUGUUCUAAACUCAGUCAUCAAGCGAAUGAAAUCCCUCUCACUCCUAGACCGCCGCUCUUUCCCCUCAACUCCGACCCGAGCUUGAGACCGCAAGUUACCCGUCAAAGCCUAUAUGCAUCCCACGUUACUAUUACUCGACUCUUUGACUUCCACAGACUAUAACCCGUGACACCGGCCUGCAUUUGCCCUUUCAAAACCCUACGCACCCAGGUUACUUCGCGCCUCUUUCCAUCGUGUCACCUUCCAUGUUCUAAUAAUCGAGGGCGCAAGCGUACCGAAAUAGCACGGAAGCCGGGUUCUCUUCUGGAGACAGAGGAAGUAUUGUAUUUCCUUCAAACGCCUUAUCUUUACAACUCGACAAUGUAUUAAAAUACACACGACACUUUGCGCCUUGUACUAUUACACGUUAUCGAUCAUGUAUCAUCAAUCGUGAAUCUCCACGACCGCUUCUGUAAUACUGGGGAAUUACGAACAAUCAGAUCACCAAGGCAAACAUCAGAUGCAGCGGGUUCAGCCGUCUGGUAUUAGUAACGGCA
Molecule: messenger RNA, 1151 nt
Organism: Suillus paluster
Lineage: Eukaryota; Fungi; Basidiomycota; Agaricomycetes; Boletales; Suillaceae
Exons: 2
Coding region: 56-700 (214 amino acids)
Source: RefSeq, a predicted model, not a curated record